AUGGACUGGCCUCUUACCCAGAUGGUAGGAAGGCCGAGUGGAGUUCGAGGUCCCCACGUUGCCAGCUACGGCCCUCAAGCGGGUCUGUUGGCUAACCGACAGAACGGCCAGGGGAGACCCAACAUAGGGUCCACGCCCGGCGGCAGCUUGGGCUGGGGCCGGGAGAGGAAGAAGAUUUUCCUCUUGUGUCGGCUCAGCGCAGAGGUGCGCAUGCUAGAAAUAGGCCUAUUUGUUCGGAGAGAAUCGAAGGAAGUCCAGCACGUGUCCCUCGCACGGAGCAACAUUAGCCUGGAGGACACCGCAGUAGAGCGGCGGAAGAAGUAUUACCUGAACCAAGGAUUAAGUCGGUAUGAACAAAGGUAA
This is a messenger RNA of Arabis nemorensis, 363 nucleotides long. The record is from the annotation of a GenBank genome assembly. NCBI's taxonomy places the organism in Eukaryota, Viridiplantae, Streptophyta, Magnoliopsida, Brassicales, Brassicaceae.